This is a messenger RNA of Saccostrea cuccullata (small rock oyster), 992 nucleotides long. RefSeq names its product L-proline trans-4-hydroxylase-like. The record is from RefSeq and is a predicted model, not a curated record. The coding region runs from base 47 to 940 and encodes 297 amino acids. Lineage: Eukaryota; Metazoa; Mollusca; Bivalvia; Ostreida; Ostreidae. The transcript is spliced from 9 exons.
UCCCAAUCAAUUCCGAAUGACAGUUAGCGAACCAGAUUAAUGCACAAUGGCGACAGAGGCAGAUUUCACUUAUGAUGAGGCAACAUUCAAAGUUUCAGAUGAAAUGAAACAUGCAUUUAAAGAACAAGGAUACAUUGUAUUGAGAGGUUUAUUUAGUCCAGAGGAGCUGAAAAAAAUUAAACAAGUUUUGGAAGACACAGACUUGGUCCCCAAACAUGGAUAUGGAAUUCCUGAUUCCUCUGGUAGAAUGCCUAAGAUGGUGUUAUGGAGAGCUCCAGGGUCUGAUGUUACAGGAAUGGUGUGUCGCUGUGAAAAGAUUGUCACCACAGCAGAAAAGCUUCUGGGAGGUGAGGUGUACCACUAUAGCACUAAGCUGAUGAUGAAGGAACCCCUCGUAGGAGGUCGACAGGAGUGGCACCAGGAUUAUGGAUACUGGUAUCAAAAUGGUUUGCUGUUUCCAGAUGCCAUGAGUGUGUUUGUAGCAAUAGACAGAUGCAACAAAGCAAAUGGAUGCUUGCAGGUUUUGCCGGGCUCACACAAAGUUGGUCGUAUUGAACACAAGUUUGUAGCGGGUCAGACAGGGGCGGAUUUAGAAAGGGUAGAGCACCUUAAGAAAGUAUUUCCUCUUACUUAUAUGGAAAUGGAGCCAGGGGACACUCUGUUUUUCCACAGUAAUGUCCUGCAUGCUAGUGAUGCAAACAACAGUCCAAACAGAAGAUGGGCUCUGAUCAUGGCGUACAACAGGAAAAGUAACAACCCAAUAGAAAGCCUGGCCCCUCCAUUCCCAAGAUACACGCCACUGGAAAAGGUUCCAAAUUCUGCAAUUUUGGAUUGCACCAAUCUGACUGAUUUCUCUGGUAAAGAAUUCUUGGACCCAACAGCAGACAAGACAGUGAAAGCUGAUACAUCAAACAGAAGUGAGCAAGCGACCAAAGCCUAGAUUUAUUUUUAUAUGUACCAAUUAAGGAGCCUUGAAAAUGCUAGGACUUAUA